AUCGAUCAGUGUGGUGCGUUCGCGUUGUUUGCUCCGGUGGUGUGCGCGACGGGUUUUUUUAACGUGAUUUGUUGCCCAACGGAGGCUUUGUUCGGUUUUUGUUAUUGGUUUAAUUUUGGUGUGAUUUAGCGAUAUUGAAGGGGAAAAAGUAUUGAGACGGUGACCCUCGCGUUUCAGCCGAGGGAAACACAAUAUUGUAACAGUAAUGCAGCCAAGGAUAUACUGGAUUGUAGCGAGCGCGGCGGUCAUUCUAGUCGGAUGCAAUGCUGCUGCUUCUACGAAUGAGAAGGAGCCGAGCAGCAAAGAAAGAUCAGCGGGUAGUGCGACUUACAACACUUACCCGGACGAUCUUUACCUCGACGAUCAGGACGCCUUGGAAGGUUCGGGUCGAGGGGGCGGCGAGGUUCGCGACGAUCUCGAGGCUUCCGGAAGUGGCCUCGGUCCUGACGACGAGGAUGGCGAUGACGGCCAUGACUUCAACAAUAUCAACAGGAUAGAAUCCGGUCCGAGCAAACCGGUUGAACCGAACGUUCCUUACAUCGAGGAGCCGCAUAUCAAGAAGCAGGAGACGCACGGAACACACUCGGUGAGCAGACCCGACAACGAGGUCGACGUUAUCGAACCGCCUGGUGGCAACGACCACGAGGACGACGAAGACACCGACGACACCCACGAGGUGUUGAUCAUGAAUCCAAAGCACGAGGAUCGUGCGAGUUCGUUUUUCGCUCAACCUGGUGUACUGGCCGCCGUUAUCGGAGGUGCGGUGGUUGGUUUAUUAUGCGCGAUUUUGGUGGUAAUGUUCAUCGUGUACAGGAUGCGUAAGAAGGACGAAGGUUCGUACGCGUUGGACGAGCCGAGAAGAUCGCCAGCGGCCCAAGCGUAUCCGAAGCCGGGUGCGCCUCAUCACAACCGUGAAUUUUACGCUUGAGGCAACGGUUUCGCUGACGUUAAAAUUCUCACGGUCAAUAAAUCGUUGCCAUCGAUGAUGGACGAGACGAAAUUCAACGCGAAUAAAUAUAUCAACGAGCGUUACUGACCGGAAGUUCAAUAUUAAAUAAGCGCGCGCGAGAGGGAGAAUGAAAUUUGCGACACCCUUUUUUUUGUCACGUUCGCAAAUAACAACUGCAGCUCGGUGAGGGGGGAGGAAAAAAAGAAGAACAAGAGACUAAGAACAGAAUAUAAAUAUAUUUGUCAUCGAUGAAUGGGAUUGUGCGAGAAUUCACGGUUUAUAUACAUUUCUCGUAAUUCAUUACGAGCUGGUAGGGACGCAGCAACAGAAAAAUACGUUUUUUCGCACUCCAAAACUCCCUCUCUCUCUCUCUCUUUCUCUCUCUCCCUCCCUCUCUUUUUCUCUCUUCGCCCUUUCUAAUAGUUCGUAUUUCAUCGCUGUAUCAACACUGAAAGAUGAAAUUCUUUUUUCGAAAUGACUUUCGAACGUCGAGCUGUUUGCAACGACCGAUUCGAUAGCGACACUCCUUUUUUGUUGUCCCUCGAUGGUUUUUUUUUUUUUUUAAAUUAAUGAAUUCUACAAUGAUGAUUAAUCGAUUAGUGAGAGAAUUUGUUGUUUGACCCUUCGUGCGGGUAAUUCGAUAGUGGGUACGUCACGAGUAUCGCGACACCCACUCGAUUAGGUGCGGCUGACGUCGUGUCUCGUUGGAACCCACUCGAACGACCCGACGAACCGUUUCGUCUAUAUUUUUAAACGGUACCUCUCGAGGAUAGAAAUAUUGCCAUUUAUCUUGAUCCUUGAAAAGAAGAUUUUUCUAUAAAUAUUUUCUUCACCUAUAAGAAUGCCUGAAAAAACUCACACUUUGACUUUCUUCCAAUGAACUCCGAAUCUCGUUUUCUAUUGUAAUUCUAUUCGGGUUUUUUUCCUUCGUUUUUUUUCUUCUUCUUUUUUUUUUUAAUUAUAUAUAAAUAAUAUACGUACGCUUUUUUCGGCGACGGGGUCGCGCGAGCCUGAAAGGAAAAUAAAAAGUGGAAAAAAUGAAUAAAGAUUCCAGAUGCAUUUGCGUAGAGCGUUUUGUGCGUACGAGGGAGAAUGACUGUCCGUCUUGUGUGCAUGAGAUAAUAUUGUCCUAUUGUGCGAAUGUGUAUAGAGAUUGAACGGAGAAUAUUAUUUUGUCGUCCAUAUUCACCCCCGAAAUCUCGCUCGACCAUCGAGAGUAAAAGAGAAAUAGAGAGAGAGAGAGAGAGAGAGAGAGAGAGAGAGAGAGAGAGAGAGAGAGAGAGAGAGAGAGGCAGAAAAACAGGGAGGACGACAGAAGGCUGCGGAUAGAGAGAAAGGGGUGACGCGUGGCUGAGAAAAUAAUAAAAACAGUAAAAAAUAUAAAAAAAAAAAAAACAAUACGGAAAAUAAUAUUGUUGCUCUGAAGCGACAAUCGCGAUUUAUAUUAAUAUACAUACAUACACACGUAUAUGUAUAUUCUCUAUUAAUAUUAAUAUUACCCUAUUGAGAUCCGAGAAGAGCCGGCGUCGCGAUUUUUACGAUAAACAAACAUUUUCACUCGAGAUAUUUAACACACACAUACACUCACACACUAAAGACACAAGCUCGACGUAGAAAAUGCGGUAAAAAAAGAUGAAAGGAAAGAUACUGUUGUAAACGACCAAUGUAACGCUGUUAAAUCGCAUGAUCGGACGUACGUAACGAUAUUUACGUCUUGACGUAAUCGAACGAAAAACGAAAAAAAAAAAGAAAAUCAUGUAAAACGCCCUCGUUUCCUCCCUCAGGACGUCCUUGUAUUUUAUACGAUAUUUUUUUGUUUUUUUUUUUUCUCUUUCCUAUAUCCUGCACGAAAACGAGUUCGAAACGAAUUUCCAUUCGUUUUGUAACUUCGUUAUUUUUUCCCCUUCUCCCACUUUUUUCUUUUACGGACGAUCGAGAAAAUUGUUUUAAACGUUACGAAGUUUAUCAAUACUUUGCAAAAUAACGUAUACGAAAAACGUAAGAAUAAAAAAUAAAAAAACAAAACUGAAUGGCGUGCGGAACGGUUUCGCGAAGGAACGCAGAAACAAUACUGUGCUCAAAAGUGGAAAAUAAUGCUUUUUAUUUAUUUAGUUUUGCACUAUAAAAGCUGGGAAACGAAGAUUAUUAAUUGUAUGGGAAAUUUCGAGGGUAAAUUGAAUAAGCGACAAUGAAUCUCGAGCUUUCCCUUGCGAUUUUUUACAGUCUCACCAAACAGUGGAAAGGCAGAAAAAAAAAUUGCGGGAUGAAUCAUGCUUUGCUCGGAAGAAAAAAAAAGAGAAAAAAAAAUAUAUGAUUCGAAAAGAGCGCACACGAGUUUCGCAAAAUAUUUGUAAUUAAUUCUAUUCGCAUGUUUGCGGUCAGAUACAAUUGAACCCAAACGAAAUUCCGACACGCCUGAAGUGAAAAUUUUAUCCUCCUAGAUAUCCCUCGAUUAUUUGUUGUUAUUUUUUUCAUUCGACGAAUUUACAAUCGGCAAACGAAUAGUCGUUGGCCCAGGAUUAAUAUACGUUCUCUCAUUGUGUUGUUCUCACUCUGUACCUAAUAUCAGUAGGUUUAAUAUUUAAUCGUUAAUUCUACGCGCAUAUUUGUAAAUUCCGACUUUAUUGUGUAAUAAUGAGAAAGUAAGAGGAGAAGCAAGAAACAUGAAUUGAAAGAAAAAUUGAUUGUAUCGAUAAACCGCGUAAAAACGACAUUGUUAUCGAACAAUCAACCGUGCCCAACCACAAGGCGAUUUACAAAAUCAAGAUUCGCUGAUAAAAUAAAAAUGAACGGAGGGCCGAUAAAAUGGGUGAAAAAGAUAAAAGACGGUUUGAAAAGAACAUUGGUAAACAAAAAACGAGGGGGAAAAGAAAGAAAAAAAAGUCAAAUAUCACGCCGAUACUGCCAUAUUAAUACUACGUAAGGUACAGCAAAUUUCGUACGAAAAUUUCCGUCUGAUCCUUGCAUCUCUCAUCCCCCUCUUCUGUAUUUUUUUCGUUUAUCAAAUAUUUCACUUUUCCUAAAAUCAUCAACAGAAUGAAAGAAAACGAAAUUAUACAUUUUUUCGUAAAUGUUAGAAAUUACGUUUAUUUCAGGCUCGAAUAACCGCCAAAUUUUCUCUUCAAGUUUCUGGUUUAAAUGAUAUAUAUAUAUAUAUAUAAAUAAGUAUAUAUAAUAAAACAGAAUGAAAACGAAUCAUUUCGUUGGUGUUAAAGAAUCUAUCACGGGUCUCGUUUUUAAUUGUCGAUCCGUUCUGUUACAUUCCGAUAUUGCACACUAUUUAUCGUUUACGAAUCCUUGCGAUUCGUUGCACUCAUUUUCCUCCCCUUUCCUCUCCCCCCCCCCCCCCCCCCCCUCCCCUCCAUCGUUAUCAACACUUUUACAAUGAUAAUGAUAAAAAUAAUCAUAAUUUUAGCAAUACAUGUGGAAAAAAUUAGCACCGGAAGCGUGGAAAAAUAAUAAAAUCUACCAUUUGUUUGCUGGGUCGAUCUUCAUUCGUACAAUCUUUUGUUGAACUCCGAAAUCGGUGGAUCGUUUAUUGAAUGAUUUAAAGAAGUUUAGUCGCUUUCUCUCUCUCCUUUCCUCCCUCUUUUAUUUGAAUUUUGUAUAAAUAGCUCGUCGUCGAAAGCGUUCCAAAAGCUCGUCCGUCAUGAGCGCAAGCGCGAUAGAUCGAACCGUCGCUGUCGCGUGCGCACGAGCAAUGGAGCAAACGCACAAAGUGCGCGCAUGCGCAAUACGCGCGUGGACGAAUUUUCUUUGGUGGAAAUAAUAACCGUGGAAUAUUGACGCUGCUUUUUUCGUUCUCCACCGUUUUUCGAAACAUGACGGUCAGUUCCGCAACGAGCCAAAAAAUCGUUCCAUUGCCUUGCUUCCUCGGUGAAGAAUCUCGAAUAACAAAUGAAAGCACAAAAACUGUGUUGGCAGGGGUCUUUUUAGUAAUUUCCUGUCUUUUCCCUCAUUCUAUGAAGUCAGGCCAAUAAUUCAUUUCAAACGAAACGAAAAUAUUCAUUUUUUCAUCCAAAUUGUUCGCGCACAUUUUUAUUAUCUCAGCCCAUCCUCCCUUUUUUCAUUUUUUUACAUAUUUCCUCCACUUCUGCGAAGCUGAAUUUUUUUAAAAGCGCGACGAAUGAAAAGCACACAGAAAAUGUGGAAAGAGGAGCGGAGGAAGAGAAACGCGUCGAUUGCUCUGUUGGAAAAUCUUCACCACGCAGAUUACAAAAUUACGUUGCGAAGGCGGCGGAACAAAAAGCGAAGGGAAAAAAUAUUGAAAAAAUCAUUGUUAGCUAGUAAUUAAUUGUCCGGAGUGGGUGGAGAAUAAAUGAGUGAAAAACGAGCCAUUUGAGCGCCCGAGCGUUUUGUCGAAAAUAAAAUAAAAAAUAAUAAUAAAACGAAAUCGAUUCUUCGCUGUUUACAGCACCACCAAAAGCGAAAAACUACUCGCCUUUGGGUUUUUCAAUCCGAUUCAUGUGAUUCGAGAAGAUUUUCCACAUCAAAAUAGCGCACCCACCGCGGCUCAUUAAUAACUCGGUGAACGAAUGGAAAAAAAAAGAAGAAAAAAAAAACAAGAAGAAUAAGGAACAAAAAAAUUAACUAACAAUAUGAAUAAAAGAACAACAACAAAACUGUCUACUUUUUAAGCGAAAAUAAUAAUUGUAAUGAAAUCAUAUUUUAUAAGAGGGUGUAUUCCGUAAUUAUUACGUAUAGCGAUGAAAAAAUUUGUCGAAAAAUGAAGAACAUAAAGAAGCUGAAGAGAAAUGAGAUAAAAUUCAUUAUUAUAAUAAUAAUUAUUAUUAUUAAUAACACAAAGUAACACGAGGUUUAGAGAGGAAAACAUAGGCCAGGUGGACGAAUGAAAUAAUAAUUUUAAAUGAUGAAUAACGGAUAAUAUUUGAAUGAUAAAGUUAAUUAUAUAUGUUAACAAUGUUAUUUUCUAAGUGUAAGUAAAAUAAUAUUAUUACCUCAACCCCUUUCCCUCUAUUCUCCUCAAUCCUCUACCCAAGCUUAUGAUACAUAGAUAUAUAUAUAAAUCAUGAACAGACUCAGAAGAAUACAUAUGAGAUGUAUAUGAGGCAUUUCGUGCCGUCAAUUUCGUCCAUCAUUUUUUCCAUUUCCUAAUUUUUCGAAAAAUGCUUAAUUCACACAAUAAUUUUGCGAACUAUAUUUUCCGUAUCGGUUUUCAAGGAGCAGAAAAUUUCGCUUACACUUUCCAAAUGGUGCUUCAAAUUUUAUUCCAAUGUUGAUGAAUAUUUGAAGAAUAAUUUGAGGAACAUUUUUUCGGGAAAAAGUAUUGCACGAAAUGCCUCGUGUAUUAUUAUGAUCCGCGAGUGCGAUUGAUCGAAAAUAUAUUUCGAUUUCUUUUCUCGAUCAUGCCCUGUGUUCGUUCAGCCGAUCGUCUUUGUCCCCUGAGGAGAAAAACAGUUAGAAAAACUUUUCGACGAUCUGCGAUUUUUGCAGAAAAUAUUCGUAUCCGAAAGAAAUAGUUUGCGUUGCUUGCGCUCAGUACGUUAUUAUUAUUAUCAUUAUUAUAUUAUUAAUUAUUAUCAUUAUCAGGAAUUAAUAAUGAUAAACGACGUUAUCAUUGAUUAACAGAAAAUGAAUAAUAAUUGCACUAUAUUAGUAUGGAUUAAAAAAAAAACAAACAAUACUGUAUGUGGUCGCUCCUAUUCUGUAAAUAAACACUUUAAUGUAUAAGGUACGAAAAA
Molecule: messenger RNA, 6651 nt
Organism: Venturia canescens
Lineage: Eukaryota; Metazoa; Arthropoda; Insecta; Hymenoptera; Ichneumonidae
Gene: Sdc
Product: syndecan-like
Exons: 5
Coding region: 206-928 (240 amino acids)
Biological process (GO): cell migration
Cellular component (GO): cell surface; membrane
Source: RefSeq, a predicted model, not a curated record